Diaporthe citri is the source of this 1272-nucleotide messenger RNA. RefSeq lists its product as uncharacterized. The transcript has 4 exons. Bases 1 to 1272 code for a protein of 423 amino acids. Gene Ontology annotation, molecular function: hydrolase activity. Lineage: Eukaryota; Fungi; Ascomycota; Sordariomycetes; Diaporthales; Diaporthaceae. The record is from RefSeq and is a predicted model, not a curated record.
AUGACGACCCAGAAUAAUCAUCCACUGGUAUCGUACCAGCCGCUGAGAUUGGUGUUCCAGCUGUCGUACGCUGCUCUCAUUGUCUUGAGGCUGCCAUACUAUGCCAUAAUCUCUUUCGUCCCUUCCUUGAGGCCGAUUCGAGCAUGGACGGUGAAGCAAACAUUCAUGUCUCGCCUUCUUUACCCAUUCUUGGAUGCCUAUUCUCGCGUGGGAAUGACAGAGACACUCACUUUGGAACCAGGAAAGGAGGGAGACAGGUUUCAAACAGUUCGGGUGCCCUCCUCAAGUCUCUUCAAAGGACCACUGGCGCAUGAGACUAUCAAGCCCCAGGAGGUUGGUGGUACCUGGUUCCCCGGCCCUCCUGGUACGGAUAUAGCAUCGAAGAAUGUUGUGCUCUACUUCCAUGGAGGGGCAUACAUACAAGGCGACGGCAGAACAGUCAAUUGCGGAUCUAUUGCAAAGAGAUUCCUUGAUACUGGGUCCGCAGAUACUGUCUUCUCGCUACAGUACCGCCUAAGUGGAUAUGGCAAUGUCAACCCCUUCCCUGCGGCGCUGCAAGACGCACUGACGAGUUACGUCUUUCUGCUCAAUACAUUGCAAAUACUGUCGAGCCAGAUUAUCGUCGCUGGAGACAGCGCUGGCGGCAACCUUGUCGCGGCCCUCUUGCGGUAUCUUCACGAGUAUGGAUCUGCUAUCAAUACACCUACACCUAAAUGUGCCGUCCUGCUUUCACCCUGGGUUGAACCCUUUUACAAUGAUCCGAGGGAUAACCCGCACCGGAAGACAGACUUCGUCCCAGGCUCAUUUGGUCUUUUCGCUGGAGAGAUCGCUUACACUUAUGCCUCCCCGCUGAUAAAGCUAUCUGUGUUGGCCUUCUACUGGCGACUGUUCCCUACAAGAUUUGUCAAGACGGGUUGCAAAAUCCUCGGAAUUGCAACCAUCCUCUGGUGUAUUGCUAUUACUAUACUGGACUUUGUCCAGUGCAUACCUCUGAAUGCAUUCUGGUUUCUGGAGCUUCAAGUCCUCCCAACAACCAAAUGCCUUGCCGCCACUUUGAGCUUCUUUGGCAACUCAAUAGUCAAUGCCAUUAUUGAUUUCUUCACACUGACACUGCCACUGCAUGAGGUUUAUAAGCUACACGUCUCAACGAAGAAGAAGAUCAUCAUCAGUAGUGUAUUCCUUCUAGGUGGAAUAGCUUUCGCUGCAAGUGUGAUUCGCACCGUCUUUUCUGGAGUGAUGGUACGGGACGGUAUUACAAACUUCACCCUAUAA